Molecule: messenger RNA, 1671 nt
Organism: Procambarus clarkii (red swamp crayfish)
Lineage: Eukaryota; Metazoa; Arthropoda; Malacostraca; Decapoda; Cambaridae
Source: RefSeq, a predicted model, not a curated record
AUGGUGAGGGUCCGCGCCCGCAGACGACUUGAUCUGCUCAUAUUGAGACAGUUCCGCGCAGACUGGUCUGAGGCAGGCCAGCUGGGAGGCUGUGGUGUGGACGACCACUCCUGUGGUGUGGACGACCACUCCUGUGGUGUGGACGACCACUCCUGUGGUGUGGACGACCACUCCUGUGGUGUGGACGACCACUCCUGUGGUGUGGACGACCACUCCUGUGGAGUGAACGACCACUCCUGUGGCGUGGACGACCACUCCUGUGGUGUGGACGACCACUCCUGUGGUGUGGACGACCACUCCUGUGGCGUGGACGACCACUCCUGUGGUGUGAACGACCACUCCUGUGGUGUGGACGACCACUCCUGUGGCGUGGACGACCACUCCUGUGGUGUGGACGACCACUCCUGUGGAGUGAACGACCACUCCUGUGGUGUGGACGACCACUCCUGUGGUGUGGACGACCACUCCUGUGGAGUGAACGACCACUCCAGUGGCGUGGACGACCACUCCUGUGGUGUGGACGACCACUCCUGUGGCGUGGACGACCACUCCUGUGGCGUGGACGACCACUCCUGUGGUGUGAACGACCACUCCUGUGGCGUGGACGACCACUCCUGUGGCGUGGACGACCACUCCUGUGGUGUGAACGACCACUCCUGUGGUGUGGACGACCACUCCUGUGGCGUGGACGACCACUCCUGUGGUGUGAACGACCACUCCUGUGGUGUGGACGACCACUCCUGUGGCGUGGACGACCACUCCUGUGGUGUGGACGACCACUCCUGUGGUGUGGACGACCACUCCUGUGGUGUGGACGACCACUCCUGUGGAGUGAACGACCACUCCUGUGGUGUGGACGACCACUCCUGUGGUGUGGACGACCACUCCUGUGGUGUGAACGACCACUCCUGUGGUGUGGACGACCACUCCUGUGGAGUGAACGACCACUCCUGUGGUGUGGACGACCACUCCUGUGGUGUGAACGACCACUCCUGUGGUGUGGACGACCACUCCUGUGGAGUGAACGACCACUCCUGUGGUGUGGACGACCACUCCUGUGGUGUGAACGACCACUCCUGUGGUGUGGACGACCACUCCUGUGGUGUGGACGACCACUCCUGUGGUGUGAACGACCACUCCUGUGGUGUGGACGACCACUCCUGUGGUGUGAACGACCACUCCUGUGGUGUGGACGACUACUCCUGUGGUGUGGACGACCACUCCUGUGCUGUGGACGACUACUCCUGUGGUGUGGACGACCACUCCUGUGGUGUGGACGACCACUCCUGUGGUGUGGACGACCACUCCUGUGGUGUGGACGACCACUCCUGUGGUGUGGACGACCACUCCUGUGGUGUGGACGACCACUCCUGUGGUGUGGACGACCACUCCUGUGGUGUGGACGACCACACCUGUGGUGUGGACGACCACUCCUGUGGUGUGGACGACCACUCCUGUGGUGUGGACGACCACUCCUGUGGUGUGGACGACCACUCGCUCCACAUACACACAGCUCCAACAUACUGGAGCAGAGUGUGCAUGUCCAGUAUGCUGGACAUACUACAUAUGUAUGUCCUCCGCCCAUAUGCUUCUCUCUGGCUCAGCAUAUAUUGUACUGUGGUUCUCUCUCAUCCCUCAGUGUUCCCUUUAUCACUGAAGACCAGUCUCUGA